Messenger RNA from Acanthochromis polyacanthus (spiny chromis), 5308 nucleotides. RefSeq names its product tubulin, gamma complex associated protein 3 (gene tubgcp3). Gene Ontology annotation, biological process: mitotic cell cycle; microtubule nucleation; cytoplasmic microtubule organization. The transcript has 23 exons. The record is from RefSeq and is a predicted model, not a curated record. Bases 131 to 2881 code for a protein of 916 amino acids. Gene Ontology annotation, cellular component: centrosome; equatorial microtubule organizing center; gamma-tubulin small complex. Gene Ontology annotation, molecular function: microtubule minus-end binding; gamma-tubulin binding. NCBI's taxonomy places the organism in Eukaryota, Metazoa, Chordata, Actinopteri, Pomacentridae.
UGCGUCCUGCUUGCUUGACGUAGCCUGUCAAAAUGGCGUUGUUCGUAGUGGGAGGCUGGAGCUAGUUCAUAUUACUCAGUCGCAUUUAUUCAAUUAUUAGGCAACACACGAAACGUUUGCCGCGGACACCAUGGCAACUCUGGAUCAGAAAUCACCCAACGUCCUCCUCCAGAGCCUCUGCUGUAGAAUCACGGGGAAAAGCGAAGCUGAAGUCGCCCAUCAGUUCCAGUAUGCGGUGCGAGUCAUUGGCAGUAACUAUGCUCCCACAAUCGAACGAGACGAGUUCCUGGUGUCGGAGAAGAUCAAGAAAGAGUUGUUGAAGCAGAGGAGAGAAGCUGAUGCUGCUCUGUUCUCCGAGCUGCACAGAAAACUUCAGACACAGGGUGUUCUGAAGCAUCGCUGGUCUGUUCUCUACCUGCUGCUGAGCCUUUCUGAAGACCCCCGCAAACCGUCCAGCAGGGUUGGAAACUAUGGGGCUCUGUUCGCCCAGGCCCUCCCCAGGGACGCCCACUCCACCCCGUUCUACUGCACCCGUCCUCAGAGCCUGGCCCUGGGCUACGCCGAGAGGAGCGCCGGCCUCUCCGCCAGCGUGGGGACCAGCGGGAUUUCCAGCCUUGGAGUCUACACACUGAACGGACCCACGCCGACGCCACAGUCGCUGCUGUCCGGUCAACCUCCUCAGUCUGCAGCCGCUCAGCCUCUGGGCUCACGGUUAGCGUGGGCGCUCCCUGUAAGCUCCUCCCCUUCCUCUGCUCUGGCUCCGCCCACCGCUCGACCGCCGCUCGGGCCUCCGGUUCCGGCCGCCAGAGUGAUCCGUCCUCGACGAGACGGAGAUGCAGCCGGUGAGGUGAGCGAGGCGGCGCUGGUGCGUGACAUCCUCUACGUCUUCCAGGGAAUAGAUGGCAAGUUCAUCAAGAUGAACGCCCAGGACAACUGCUACAAAAUAGACAGCAAGGUGGUGCUGUGCAAGUCCCUCAGAGACACCAGCAGCCGACUGGCCGAGCUGGGCUGGCUCCACAACAAAGUCAGGAAGUACACCGAUGCCAGGAGCCUGGACCGGGCCUUUGGAUUGGUCGGACAGAGUUUCUGUGCCUCGCUUCACCAGGAGCUGAAGGAGUACUACAGGCUGCUCUCUGUGCUCCACUCACAGCUGCAGGUGGAGGAUGACCAGGGUGUGAACAUGUGCUCAGAAAGCAGUUUGACUCUCAGGAGGCUGCUGGUCUGGAUGUACGACCCCAAAGUCCGACUCAAAACGCUGGCCGCCCUCGUCGACUACUGCCAAGGUCGUAAGGGAGGCGAGCUGGCUUCGGCGGUCCACGCCUACGGGAAAACUGGAGACCCACAGAUGAGAGCGCUGGUUCAGCACAUCCUCAGCCUGGUGUCGAACCCCAUCCUCAACUUCCUCUACAGGUGGAUCUACGACGGGGAGCUGGAAGAUACCUACCACGAGUUCUUUGUAGCGUCGGAUCCCAACGUGAAGACGGAUCGUCUGUGGCACGACAAGUACUCCCUCAGGAAGUCGAUGAUCCCCUCGUUCAUCACCAUGGACCAGGCCCGCAAGGUUCUGCUGAUCGGUAAAUCCAUAAACUUCCUGCAUCAGGUUUGUCAUGACAGGACGCCGCCGGGAAAGAUCACAGCAGCGUCCAAGUCUGCAGACACUCCUAAGGAUGCUGCUGAGCUGCUGUCGGACCUAGAGGGAGCGUUUCAGGAGAAAAUUGAUGCCGCUUACUUUGACACGAGCAAAUACCUGCUGGACGUUCUCAACCGCAACUACCUGCUGCUGGAGCACCUUCAGGCCAUGAGGAGAUACCUGCUGCUGGGCCAGGGAGACUUCAUCAGACACCUCAUGGACCUGCUCAAACCUGAGCUAGCGCGUCCUGCCACCACUUUAUACCAACACAACCUGACCGGUAUCUUGGAGACGGCAGUCCGAGCCACUAACGCCCAGUACGACAACGCAGAGAUCCUCAAGAGGCUGGACGUACGCCUGCUGGAGGUGUCUCCUGGUGAUACAGGUUGGGAUGUUUUCAGCCUGGACUACCAUGUUGAUGGACCCAUUGCUACGGUGUUUACAAGGGAGUGUAUGGGCCACUACCUGCGUGUGUUUAACUUCCUGUGGAGGGCCAAGAGGAUGGAGUACACACUGACUGACAUCUGGAAGGGACAGAUGUGUAACGCCAAACUGCUCAAAACCAUGCCCGAGCUGUCCGGCGUGCUGCACCAGUGUCACAUCCUGGCCUCCGAGAUGGUCCACUUCAUCCACCAAAUGCAGUACUACAUCACCUUUGAGGUGCUGGAGUGCUCCUGGGACGAGCUGUGGAACAAAGUGCAGCAGGCUCAGGACCUCGACCACAUCAUCGCCGCCCACGACGUCUUCCUGGACACCAUCAUCUCCAGAUGCCUGCUCGACAACAACAGCAGGUCUCUUUUGAACCAGCUGAGGGCCAUAUUUGACCAGAUCAUCGAGUUUCAGAGCGCCCAGGACUCCCUCUACCGCUCAGCGCUGGAGGAGCUCACCCUCCGCCUGCAGUACGAGGAGAAAAAGCAGCAGAGAGAGGAGGAGGGCCAGUGGGGAGUGACGGCCGAGCAGGAAGCAGAGGAGAAGAGGAGGGUUCAGGAGUUUCAGGAAACCGUACCAAAGAUGCGCUCCCAGCUCCGCAUCCUCACCCACUUCUACCAGAGCAUCGUCCAGCAGUUCCUGGUGCUGCUGAUGACCAGUUCAGAUGAGAGUCUGCGCUUCCUCAGCUUCAGACUGGACUUCAACGAGCACUACAGGUUUGGAUCACACAGUCAGGGCCCGAGAGCCGAGACUUCGAGCCUCACUGGGCGCCACCCGGGGACGACGAAUGUCAAAUAUCUGACACGACGGCGACGUUACUGACAAACGACAUUUCUCGCAUCGGAGCGCUGGGGGGUGUGACAUCACAGAGACUGAUAGCAGACUUUUAAGCGUCGGGAUGAUGUCAUGCCUUGGAGGAACGAUCGCGGCAUCGCAGGCGGCGACGGUCGCCAAGAGAUGACAUCACAGGGAAGCCGGCUGAGGAAUAAACUUUCGGACGCCCCGAUUGGACGGCUUCGGCAAGGUUCCUGCAAAGUGCGAGCGAGUUUUGGAGGUGAGAAACGCUGCCGUCAGACUGAGCUCCCCGACUCACACAGGGCCACCGUACAUGGCAUGCCUUAUUAAAACGAGAAGAAAGAAAAGCAAAGCCUCUUUUUCUCGGCGUGGUUGCCAAAAUCCAGUCCCAAUGUAUGUACAUAGAGUUUAUGCAAAAAUGUAUGUAUGUAUGUGUAUCUUUCCACAUCGACACCUGUGGCUUUUUUUCCAUCUUCUCACUAGGGUUCGACCGAUAUAUGGGUUUGAUAUCGAUGUUUUUUCAAUUUUGUACCUGUAGCAGUUAUUAAAAAUCCAUUUUGGUGCAAUUCUUCGAGAGAGAGCUGCCACUGCUGGAGGUUUGUUCUCGAAAUUUGGACACACAAGGCUAACGUUUACCGCUUUAUCGGUCUAACCCUAGUCCCUCUGCACUCUCCGACUUAAAAUCCAGGGUUUUUUUAGGUCAGCUUGAUCACAAUCAUACAGGAGAUGUGGAGUUAAACAGCACACACACAGAAAGACCAUACAGACACAAACUUUACUCUUUAAUCAGAUUCAUGAGACGACUCCCUAACGGAGAAUCAGCUGAUGUAAAGAAUGUCAUUAAGGGUUAGUUUUAGGGCUGCAACUAACGACACGUUGACCAACGUCUGAGCACGAUACGUCAUCAAAAGCGGAAGUGAGCGCGCAAUGCAACAGAAAUCUCCGUCCGACUGGAGCGCGGAACACGGACGGACAUCCACGAUCUAUCGUAAGAGUGGAUGUCAGUGUUUUUCUAUACAGCAAUCGGCGCUGCAUCAUGCAUACAUAAUACAUGCACGAUACAGCGCCGAUGUCCGUCCGUGUUCCACGCUCCGGUCGGAUGGUGAUUUCUGUUGCAUUGGGUGCACAUUUCUGCUUUUGAUGACGUAUCGUGCUCAGACGAUUAGUCGACGCGUCGUUAGUUGCAGCCCUAGUUAGUUUAUAUUUAAGCAUUUCUUCCCUUCAUUUCCCUGCUUAGCUUCAUGUCUGUAUGAGAUCGUGUUCAGGAAUACAAUCCUCACAACCACAACAACCUCACUUCUUCUCGCUCCAUAAACACACAGAAACUAUAAAAAAAGUGUAAAUAUUUCCACGUUUAAAUGAUUAUUUGUUCUAAAUGUUAACUCGAGCGGUUUAUUUUCUGAUAAAAGGAGUCUAUUCUGACAUUAUAAAGAAGAAAACAAGUUUAUUUAAGUGAGGUUUGAAGAUGGUGUUCAAGGUGAGUUUAUUCAGAACUGUAGCAUCGUUUCAGGACGGAAAUAGAACCUUUAAUAGUUUUACUCAUUUCUGUUCUGCUCUGGAUCGCUAGAACUUACAGAUUUGUUCUUGUUGGUGUAUUUAGCUCCUAGAAUUCCACAGCACAAGCCUCACAUACUUUCAAAUCAGAAUAUAAAUGAGCGAAUUAACAUUUUUGAAUCCAUUUAUGACCCAAACCUGCGCAGUGAGGUCUGCUUUGCUUCAGACGUCGCAUGUUGGAUUUCCCUUUUGUAGUUUUCUUUCAAAAAAACUGAGAUGUUCAUUGAGGUUAGAAACCAAGUUGUUUGUAUUUUAAUCAUCAAAUUAUACAAUCAGCCGUGAAUGUUGUGCAUAAUCUGGUCUCCAAUUGAGGAUCAGAUGUUUUAAAGACUAAAAAAAAAAAAGCCAGAUUUACCCCAAGUACAACCUUGUGCGCCUCCUCUUCCCUCAAAUUCCCAUUCAACUAAACACAACAACACAAAAAUGAGACUACAAGUAGUUUUGUUGGCUUUUUUUCAUUUAAAAAGUUCUCCAGCAGUGCUGUUCAGAUGUUUGUCUGGUUUCCUCCUGCACAUUACCAAGCUGCAGUACAUUUCAGGUUUGUAGAGUAUUCCUCCUCAGCAGCAUCCCACGGUGACUUCAGGAACAGGUAUCCUCCAACAUCAGCCCUGGAUUCUCCGUGCACUUCCAUAAAUGCGUGUGUGGUGAUGCUCCGGAUUUAAUUUUUUAUCGUCGGCGAAACAAAUCGGUGCUGCGUACGGUCCGUAGACCGCUUUACUGCUUUCUGACAAUGACUUCCUUCAUGUGUGUGUAAAGAAACGAGUGAAAUCCAACCGGCCCUGGGUCUGCACCUGUGCUCCGUCUGUUUCUCUGUACUCUACAUUGUAUAGCACAUAAUGUAUAGAAAAUAGGGAUGCAAACCAUCCCGCUUCCUCUUUAAUAAAAUGUUUUUGUUUUUAA